Molecule: messenger RNA, 332 nt
Organism: Plectropomus leopardus (leopard coralgrouper)
Lineage: Eukaryota; Metazoa; Chordata; Actinopteri; Perciformes; Serranidae
Source: RefSeq, a predicted model, not a curated record
AUCAUGUCCUGCGCGACCGACAACAACUGCAGACCGAAGUCCAUGAGCAGAGCCAAAGACUGGACGGCCGAGGUGGAAAACCUCUUCAGGUUCCAGCAGGCCGGCUACAGAGACGAACUGGAGUACAUACAAGUCCAACCAGGAGCCGCGGUUGACAGAUGGCCAGACACCGGCUUCGUGAAGAAGCUCCAGCGGAGAGACAACACGUUUUAUUACUACAACAGGAAACGGGAAUGUGAGGACCGAGAUGUCCACAAAGUCAAAGUCUACGCAUAUUAAUGUGCUCUGGACUCCAAAUAUAUUCAUACAUUUAUCAGGAUGAUCUUUUAACG